This is a messenger RNA of Ceratina calcarata, 3444 nucleotides long. RefSeq lists its product as uncharacterized. The coding region runs from base 1 to 3444 and encodes 1147 amino acids. NCBI's taxonomy places the organism in Eukaryota, Metazoa, Arthropoda, Insecta, Hymenoptera, Apidae. The transcript has a single exon. The record is from RefSeq and is a predicted model, not a curated record.
AUGUCCACUCCAAAAAAGGAUAUUCUAGGAGGAAUGCAUCUAGAUGUAUUCAUUCUAGCUCACCUCGAAAGGAGUAAUCGUAUUGGGAAUAUUAAAACCAAUAUGAAGAAGAAAUUGAAGUCGGAAUACACCGUGGACUAUGUCCGAGCCCAGCUCGAUAUACUCGAGAAAGAAUGGGACGGUGUUCAAAAUCGCCAUGCAUGCAUAAUUGCAUCGACGACCCCGGAGCAACGGGAGAAACUUAGCUAUUUUAAGGCUAAACAUAUGGAUGAUUUCGAGAGAGUCUUCCACGAAACUGCUGGGUACAUUUACGAGCAGAUUCGGGCUCUCGAAAGGCAAGAAGCGCAAGAAGCGCGUGCAUCGUCAGGCGAAUACGCCGGACAAGGCCAUGCCUCGUAUAGAGCGUCAGUUCGUUUACCGAAACUAGACCUCCCGCGUUUCCGCGGAAAUCAUCCAGAUUGGCCGGCUUUCAGCGAUCUCUUCAGUUCAGCAGUCACCAAUAAUCCUACGUUGUCGGAUGCUCAACGUUUGCAGUACUUAAAAGCUGCUUUGGAAGGCGACGCAUUGCGUACCGUCUCCACGUUGGAGCUAACGAACGAGAACUUCUCGAUAGCUUGGGCAACGCUAGAAAAGCGUUAUAAUAACCCGAGACUGAUUCAGACCUCGUGGUUUAAGAAGGUAUUCCACCUCAAGCCCGUUAAGCACGACAACAUAGACAGCAUCACGCAGAUAACCAUCGGCUUACAACAAGCCUUGGACGCGCUUCCAAAACUAGGCGUCCCGGUUGAUCAAGUGGGACCAUUCCUGGUAUUCUACAUUUCCAGUCAGUUCGAUCAAGAGCUACUGGCGGAAUGGGAACAGACUUUCGAUGAUGCACGAAAGUUUCCCGCAUUUAACGAAAUGAUGUGCUUUCUUGAAAAUAAGGUGAGUGCUAUUCUUGCGGCAAAGGAUAUGCACAAUAAACCGAAUUCCUCGAAAUCCGAGAAGAAGAAAGUCAGAUCCCAUGCAACAAACGUGGAAACACGGGCACGGGAAUCGACAUCUAAUUGCUCGUUUUGUCAAAAGCAGCACCGAAUAACGGAUUGCAAUGAAUUUCGACAACGUGAUGCAGAAGGGCGUUAUUUCUGGAUUAGAGCAAAUAAAAUGUGCACCAGAUGCUUGUCUGAAGGACAUACACUUCCGUCUUGCAGAAGUAGGAUAGUCUGUGACAAAUGUGGUGCAUCCCAUCACACGUUACUGCACUACGAACGUAAGACGCGUCCACUUAAAGGUAAGCAGGACACACCUCGACGCGUUGAUCGCGGAGGUAAAAAGGAGCAUCGGAAUGCUCCGAAUUCGAGGCGUGAACCUCAAGCAGCGUCUUCGAAACAGCCAGUGUCAAUGCACUGCGACAAGACAGCUGAUCAAUCGAAGGGGAUUAACUCGGUGCUACUAGCAACAGCCUUGAUCCGUGUUUACGGACCGAACGGCAAAUCGAGCUAUGCUCGCGCUCUCCUAGACCAGGGUUCCGAAAUGUCGUUCAUUUCAGCAGAUUUAGCGAAUGAACUUUGCCUAAAAAAGAGGCGAACUCCAGCUACCGUAUCCGGACUGGGGGGCGGACGGACCGCAUUCAUUAAAAAUAGUGCCGAGGUUGGUAUUGGCGAUAGACGAGGCCAAACGCCGGUUUUAACCGCGAAUGCCAUGAUCGUCAAGAGAAUCACCUCGUACACACCACCGCGGAUUCAAGCUGACAUUCUGUCUCAAUAUAAGGGACUUGAAUUAGCUGAUCCGCACCUAUGUGCUGACACUACAAUAGAUAUACUUCUAGGAGCAGACGUGUAUGCGCGUAUAUUGACAGGCGGAUUACGUCGGAUUAACGACGACCUGCCAAUUGCACAAGAAACUGCGUUCGGUUGGAUUCUGUCCGGACCAGUACAGGGUGCUUCACCUUCCAAACUUAUCAGCUCAUUGCAUUGCAAUGUGCUCGAAUCAUUGGACAAUGCGAUUCGAAAGUUUUGGGAGAUUGAAGCGGUGCCGAUUAUCGCACACAAAACCCUGGAAGAGGCCGAAUGCGAAGAGCAUUUCAAAAGGACUGUGACACGAAACGAAGAAGGCCGUUUCGUCGUCCGACUUCCUUUUAAAAAACCGCAUGCUGAACAGGCGCUAGGAGACUCGCUUAGAAUAGCGCUCUCCGCGUUAACUCGGCUGCGGCGGAAGCUGGACGCAAAUACUGCGCUCCUUCAAUCUUACAGCGAUUUCCUGUCAGAAUACGAGUCGUUGAAUCAUAUGACCAGAUUACGGUCAAUAGAUUCUUCACGAACGUAUAUACCACACAGGGCUGUAGUGAGAGAAGAAAGCGUUACGACGAAAUUACGUGUCGUCUUUAACGCAUCGAGCGCAUCAGCGGGCGGAAGUUCGCUGAACGAAAUCCUCCACGUAGGGCCGAAGUUGCAGCGCGAUAUCACUGCAAUUUUGACAAACUGGCGGCUUUACCAGUACGUGAUGGUAGCCGACAUCGAGAAGAUGUUCAGACAGAUUCUCGUAGCCCCUGAGGACAGAAAAUUCCAGUGCAUCGUUUGGCGCAGCCCUGAGGACGAACGACUGACUGCGUUCGAACUCAAUACCGUCACUUACGGUACGGCCUGUGCACCUUACUUGUCGAUGCGCACGUUGCUGGAACUCGCGCGACAAGACGGAAGUAAAUACCCGCUUGCAGUUCCAGUAAUGGAGAACGACGUCUACGUCGACGACGUAUUUUUGAGUGCACCUGACAAAACGCGCUUGGAAGAACUACGCGUGCAGGUCUGCUCUCUGUUACAAGGAGGAGGAUUCAACCUUCGUAAAUGGGCAGGGAAUUCGGAAGAUUUGCUCCGAAACAUCCCACAGAGUGAACACUCUCACGCCGUUGACCUUACGCUAUUCAGUGAUUCUGAGUUAAAGGUCCUCGGUUUACGAUGGAUUCCAUCGGGUGAUUACUUUUUCUUCAAUCUACAACGGUUCACUCCAACCGCGACUACCAUUACAAAGAGGACUUUGUUUUCGGAAAUCGCGAAGCUGUUCGACCCCCUCGGCUGGCUAUCACCAGUCGUGAUCCGAGCAAAGAUACUUAUGCAGGCCCAAUGGCUGCAGAAACUCCUUUGGGACCAGCAAGUAUCUGCAGAGACACACCGAACGUGGAAUACGUUCUGUGAGGACUGGGCGAAGUUAAAUGAAUUGAAGAUUCCCCGAUGGGUAAAAAUUGGAGAAGACGUCGAAUCCGUAGAAUUGCACGGAUUCUGUGACGCAUCGCUAGCGGCCUACUCCGCUACUGCAUAUCUGCGCGUCAUCGCGGCCGAUUCCAGCGUGCAUACCUCGCUGUUGAUGGCAAAAACGCGAGUCGCCCCAAUUAAAACGCUUACCGUUCCAGUCCUAGAACUGAACGGAGCUCUCCUCCUCUCCGAGCUACUCUCUCACAUACAGAGUUGA